Messenger RNA from Gilbertella persicaria, 732 nucleotides. Its product is annotated as 6-phosphogluconolactonase. The transcript is spliced from 2 exons. The coding region runs from base 1 to 732 and encodes 243 amino acids. Gene Ontology annotation, biological process: pentose-phosphate shunt; carbohydrate metabolic process. Gene Ontology annotation, molecular function: 6-phosphogluconolactonase activity. The record is from RefSeq and is a predicted model, not a curated record. Lineage: Eukaryota; Fungi; Mucoromycota; Mucoromycetes; Mucorales; Choanephoraceae.
AUGCCCAUUGUCUAUUCUUUUACUAACGGAGACGCUUUAUCAAACGGUCUCAAUAGUUUUGUUGAAAAGGUUUCUCGUGAAGCUAUUGCUGAUCAUGGUCAUGUCUCGAUUGCCAUUUCUGGUGGUUCUUUACCCAAGAUUCUCUCUAAAGAACUCGCGUUCAAUAAAAACGUUGACUUUAGCAAGUGGCAUGUCUUUUGGGCUGAUGAACGCUGUGUAGCUCAUGACAGUCCUGACUCUAACUACCUCGAAGUCAAGAAAUCCCUUUUUGAUCAUAUUCCUCAAAUUCCUCAAGACAACAUUUAUCCUAUCCAUGAAAAGUAUGCUAUUGCCAAAGAUGCUGAGCAUGCUGCUCAAGACUAUGAAGAACAACUUAAAAAGUUCUUCAAGCACGAAUUGCCUUCUUUUGAUCUCGUCUUGUUAGGCAUGGGUCCUGAUGGUCACUGUUGCUCGUUGUUCCCCGGUCAUCCUUUGUUGGAAGAAACCCAACGUUGGCCUCCACCAGAGCGUAUUACUUUGACUUAUCCUGUUGUCAACAACGCCAAAUUGGUCGUAUUUGUGACUGCAGGUGAUGGUAAGAAGGACAUGGUGCAACAGAUCAUUGAACAGCCUGAAAAGAACUUGCCUUGUCAGCGUGUUAAGCCUGCUCAUGGUGGCAAAGUUUAUUGGUUUAUUGACGAUGCUGCUGCUUCUAAAUUAAGAAAAGAAUCGUGUUCAGAAUAUAAGUUGUAA